UCUCUGCUCUGGUGGUUUUGGGGUGAAGUCUUCACUCUGUGCUGCACCGUCCCGAAGCUGGGGACACAUUGACACAAGGAGUCCCCUGUAACCCUGCAAGGCGGCAGAUGGGGACAUGGACCAGGUUGGGGGGGACAUGAACCGGGAGGAGACAUGGGGUAACUGGGAUCCCGCACCAGCUGGACUCAGGGCAGGGUACUGACCCCCAGCCCAGCUCCACAGUGGCCAAACCUCCGGGUAUAAGCCUCUGUCCAUGUGUCCAUCUGUCUGUCCGCAGGGCAAAUGCCAUAGGAUGACCGCUGCUGGUCCCCUCUUACUGGCUGUGAUAUCGUCUGUCCUGUGGCUCACGCGGGGCUUCGACCCGGCUCCCAGUGCCUGCUCCGCCCUGGCCUCCGGCGUCCUCUACGGCUCCUUCUCCCUCAAGGACCUGUUCCCCACCAUCUCCUCCGGCUGCUCCUGGACCCUGGAGAACCCCGACCCCACCAAGUACUCGCUCUACCUCCGCUUCAACCGGGAGGAGCAGGUCUGCACCCACUUCUCGCCCAUGGUGCUGCCCCUCGACCACUACCUGGCCAACUACACCUGCGACCCCCGGGGCGAGGCCAGCCCCGUGCCCGUGCAGCCCCCGGAGCAGCAGCAGGAGGAGGAGGAGGAUGAGGAAGCCGAGCUGGAGCUGUGUGAGGGCGCGGGGCCCUUCACCUUCCUGCACUUCGACAAGAACUUCGUCCAGCUGUGCCUGGCAGCCGAACCCGAGGCGGCCCCGCGGCUGCUGGAGCCACAAGCGCUGGAAUUCCGCUUCGUGGAGGUGCUGCUCAUCAACAACAACAACUCCAGCCAGUUCACCUGCAGCGUGCUGUGCCGCUGGCUCGAGGAGUGCCUGCAGGCUCCCGGUGCUCGCCGCUGUGGCUUCACCCACCCCGUGCCCACCCCGGUGCCCGCCGCCCCCGACUGCUGCCCCACUGAGCUGCAUUCUGCGAAUGCCAACGAGCUCGACCUGCCCGAGGUGCCACACGGCAAUGCGGUUGAGGAGAACCAGAAGGUGAAGACCCAGUGGCCACGGUCAGCGGAUGAACCCGGGGUCUACAUGGCCCAGACAGGGGACCCUGCGGCGGAGGAGUGGUCGCAGUGGAGCGUGUGCUCCCUGACGUGCGGCCAGGGCUCCCAGGUGCGGACGCGCUCCUGUGUCUCCUCUCCCUACGGGACGCUGUGCAGCGGGCUGCUCCGGGAGACCCGCACCUGCAACAACACGGCCACCUGCCCAGUUCCCGGUGCGUGGGAGGAGUGGUCCCCGUGGAGCCUGUGCUCGGUGACCUGCGGGCGAGGGGCCAGGACCAGGACACGGCACUGCGUGGCCGCGCGGCACCGAGGGAAGGCCUGCGAGGGCCCCGAGCUGCAGGCCAAGCCCUGCAAUAUCGCGAUCUGCCCGGUGGAAGGGCAGUGGCUGGAGUGGGGCGCCUGGAGCCGCUGCUCCGUCACCUGUGCCAAUNGGCGCUGGGGACCCGUCGCAGACAGCAAAUGGGGUCCCUGGAACCACUGGAGCCUCUGCUCCAAGACCUGUGACACCGGCUGGCAGCGGCGCUUCCGCAUGUGCGAGGGCACGGGCAUGCAGGGCUACCCUUGCGAGGGCACCGGCGAGGAGGUGAAGACCUGCAAUGAGAAGAAGUGCCCAGCCUACCACGAGAUGUGCAAGGAUGAGUAUGUGAUGCUGAUGACCUGGAAGAAAACGGCUGCCGGGGAGAUCAUCUACAACAAAUGUCCCCCCAAUGCCACAGGGACUGCCAGCCGCCGGUGCCUGCUGAGCCCCCAUGGGGUCGCCUAUUGGGGUGUGCCCAGCUUUGCCCGCUGCGUCUCCCACGAGUACAGAUACUUGCAUCUCUCACUGCGGGAGCACCUGGCGAAGGGCCAGCGGGUGCUGGCAGGGGAGGGAAUGUCCCAGGUGGUGCGGAGCCUGCUGGAGCUCAUGGCCCGCAAGACCUACUACAGCGGCGACCUGCUCUUCUCCGUGGACAUCCUGCGCAACGUCACCGACACCUUCAAGAGGGCCACCUACAUCCCGUCCUCCGAGGACGUGCAGCGCUUCUUCCAGGUGGUGAGCUACAUGGUGGAUGUGGAGAACCGAGAUAAGUGGGAGGAUGCCCAGCAGGUCUCUCCCGGCUCCGUGCACCUGAUGAAAGUGGUGGAGGACUUCAUCCACCUGGUCGGGAAUGCGCUGAAGGCUUUCCAGAGCUCCCUCAUUGUCACUGACAACCUGGUGACCAGCAUCCAGCGGGAGCCCGUGUCCGCCGUGUCCAGCGACAUCAACUUCCCCAUGAAGGGGCGGCGGGGGAUGAAGGACUGGGCCCGCAGCUCUGAGGACAAGCUCUUCAUCCCCAGGGAGGUGCUGAGCCUCACCUCAGCCGAAGCCGAGGAGUCGUCGCACUUCGUCAUCGGGGCAGUGCUGUACCGCACGCUGGGGCUCAUCCUGCCCCCGCCCAGGAGCCCCCUGGCCGUCACCUCCAAGGUGCUGACGGUGACGGUGCGCCCGCCGACGCGGCCCGCAGAGCCACUCGUGCUGGUGGAGCUCUCCCACAUCAUCAACGGCACGUCCCACCCGCAGUGUGUCACCUGGGACUACUCGAGGACCCCGGGGCAGCCUCGCCCCGCGGGCUCACCCCGGCCCCUCUCUCCCUGCGCCAGGGCAUCGCUGUGGAGCUCCUGCGUGGUCCUGCCUCUGCUGGCGCUGACCUGGAUGUCGGCCGUGCUCGCCAUGACCGACCGGCGCUCCAUCCUCUUCCAGGUCCUCUUCGCCGUCUUCAACUCCGUCCAGGGCUUCGUCAUCAUCACCGUGCACGGCUUCCUGCGCCGAGAGGUCCAGGACGUGGUGAAGUGUCAGAUGGGGGGGUGCAGGAGCGAGGAGAAUGAAAACUCGCCCGACUCCUGCAAGAACGGGCAGGUGCAGAUCCUGACAGAUUUUGAAAAGGACGUUGACCUGGCAUGUCAGACAGUGCUGUUCAAAGAGGUGAACACCUGCAACCCCGCCACCAUCACGGGCACCUUGUCCCGCAUCUCCCUGGACGGGGACGAAGACCCCAAGCUCAACACUACCUCGGAAGGUGGCCUGGGCUUCUCCAGCCUGCCGGGGAACAUUCCCCCCGCCAGCAUCCUGGUGCAGGUGCCCAAGAUGACGCCCAACGUGGUGGCGGGUCUGACGGAGCUGGGCGAGCCGCCGGCGCAGCAGCUCAGCCUGGAGGCGCCGGGUCCCGUUUACCUGUGCACGGAGAGCAGCCUGCGGCCCCUGGAAUACGGCUGGAUCCGGGCCCCCGAGCCCCCCCGCGAGAGCGAUUACAUGAUGCUGCCCCGCCGCACCGGCAGCCUCAAGCCCUUCCCCCGGGACGAGGGGACGCUCGGUGCCGGCGCAGAGGAGACGGUGCCCGGUGGGACGGGGCGCCCGGCAGCCGAAGGGGACGCUUACCCCGGUUUUGUGGCCGUGGAUCACGUCAACGUGAACCUGAACCAGCCCUACGCGACGGUGAAGGCUCCCUACGGCCUCCAGUUCAAGCAGCAUCCCACGGUGAGGCAGAUCCUGGCCUCGGAGCUGUCGGAGCGCAGCCGCACCAUGCCCCGAACCGUGCCCGGCUCUGCCAUGAAAGUGGGGUCCCUGGAGAGGAAGAGGUUGCGGUACUCUGACCUGGACUUCGAGAAGGUGAUGCACACACGGAAACGCCACUCUGAGCUCUACCACGAGCUCAACCAGAAAUUCCACACGCUGGACCGGUACCGGGCUUCGUCCACCGGCUCCUCCAAGCGAGAAAAGCGGUGGAGCGUCUCGUCGGGCGGCGGGGACAAGAGCACAGGCAACGAUGUGACCGGCCCCGAGGAGCAGCAGCCGUGCGGGCCCUGA
Messenger RNA from Cyanistes caeruleus (blue tit), 3880 nucleotides. NCBI's taxonomy places the organism in Eukaryota, Metazoa, Chordata, Aves, Passeriformes, Paridae. The record is from RefSeq and is a predicted model, not a curated record.